Molecule: messenger RNA, 3332 nt
Organism: Chenopodium quinoa (quinoa)
Lineage: Eukaryota; Viridiplantae; Streptophyta; Magnoliopsida; Caryophyllales; Amaranthaceae
Exons: 4
Coding region: 297-2666 (789 amino acids)
Source: RefSeq, a predicted model, not a curated record
GUGGUGGGCUGGGCUUAGACAACUCGGCCCAAACUAGUGGACUUGGCUUAGACAACCCGGCCCAAAACCAACUUCACCUGACACUCCUUGAUUGCUCGACAGUUGCCACGUACACUAUACUAAACGUAUCGCGCCAUUUGCUUUCUCCCCAUUUUAAAAAUUUUCCCCAAAAAAAAAAAAAAUUAAAAUAAAAUAAUUCACAGCACCACCAUUUUCUGUGCCCUAGAACCCUCCCUUCUUCACUCUCUCUCCAAUUUUCCAGAAACCCGCCAUUUUCAUCUCUUUCUCUCUCCUUAAUGACGCCACAUUCCUACUCUCUCGAUUCCCAAUCCAAAUCCUCCGACCUCGCCGGAAAAUUAUUCGCCGCCAAUUCUCCGGCGCAAAUCGCCACCGUAAUCACCGCCGUCGAAUCGCACCUCUCCGUUCACUCUCCCGACCAAAACCGCCAUUUCUUCUCCCUCGCUUUUCCUGCUUUUCUCUGCAAGUUCUUCGGCUUCGACGUUUCUUCGUCUUCUCCGCAAAAAUCGCCUUCUACUGCAGCUGGUUGGAUCGAUACGGUGUCGUUUUCUAAUGAUUCUGAACUCGCUGGUAAACUUUUUAGCCUUUUGUCGCCUAAUGGAACCCUAAUGAAUUCAAUUAUGGCCGUUGAUCGAUUAUCUCUUGUGAAAUUUGUGUUUCCUGUUGAGAGGUUGCCUGAGUGGGUUAGGUUUUUGCUUUCCAGUGAGAAAGAAUGUCGAAUUAUAUCUGAUUUGGUUCCGUUGUUUAAGGGGAGGAUUAAGGAGGAUGAAAUUAAAGGGAAUUUUCAGGUUCAUUUGAAUGUUUUUGAGUACUUGAUUUUUUGGUUUGCUUAUUAUCCUGUUUGUAGAGGUAAAUGUGAAAGUUCUGGAACUGUUUCUAUUAGAAAUAGUAGGAAAUCUAAGCUCGAGAAUUGGGCUUCGUCGAUUCCGGUGAUUUCGAGUGGUAGUAAACGCGCGCCAGAGCAGAAAACUGAUUGUAAUUUGUAUUUGAAGCUUUUGUAUGCCUAUUUAAGUGCUUUCGUGCCAAUGAAUGAUUUGAAUGCACAUCAGCCUUACCGUAGUUCACUUCUUCAUUACUCGCCGAGUUAUGAUGAUUCUGUUGUUUUGAGAGCUGAGUUUUGCAUUGAGACCUUGGUGCACUAUUGGUUGGUGGAUAGUGACUUCUCGCCUUUGGCUGUGAACGUGUGCAAAUCGUUUGGUUUGUCGUUUCCAUUUCGCUCAGUGUUGGGUGAGACACCCCCUGCUUCAGGAUUGGGAGAAGUGGUGAAGUUGUUUGUGAAGUACUUGAAUUUGAGCUCGGUGGUGGUAACUGAUGGGUCUAAGCAAGAUGAGUAUAGUGGAAGUCCAAUGCACAAGAAGUUGGGUUCCAGUGAUCUUAUGAAAGUUAGGGAGGCUCCUUAUGUUUUGUCUAGCUUGUCAUCUAGUGGAUCUUGGAACUCCCACGUACAAAGGCCGUUGUAUAGAUUCAUUCUAAGGACUUUUUUGUAUUGUCCAAUGGGGUCCUCUUUGAAGAAUAUUUCCGAGGUUUGUUCUGUCUGGAUUAGUUAUAUUGAACCAUGGAGGCUUAGCAAGGAAGAAUUUGCAGAGUUUGAUACAAUGGAAGAUGCCUCUAAGAAAAGGCCAGACAAAGAACGUGGUGAUUCCAACCAGCUGCAAUAUUCAAGUAAUUGGCAAGGCUAUGUGCUGUCUAAUUAUCUCUUCUACACAUCGUUGGUCAUGCAUUUUAUUGGUUUUGCUCACAAAUUUCUUCAUACUGAUGCUGAAGUGAUUGUCCAGAUAGUAUCAAGGGUGAUAGACAUAUUAUUAUCUUCAAAUGAGUUACUAGAGCUCAUAAAGAAUGUCGAUGCGGUUUUUCACUCAAAAAAUGCUGGGUCUAGCAAAUCAGCUCUUAGUAACCUUAACAAAUUUAUUCCACAGAUUCGUGAGCAACUUAAGGAUUGGGAGGAUGGCUUAAGUGAGACUGAUGCUGAUGGAUCCUUCUUACAUGAGAACUGGAACAAAGACCUUAGACUCUUUGAUGAUACUGAGGAUGGUGGCUCUCAGCUGCUGCAGCUGUUCAUAUUGCGGGCGGAGACUGAGCUUCAGGCCAUCUCUGGUGAUAAUCUUGCAAACAAUCUCCAGUGUUUGCAAUCUUUGAAGUCAAAGUUACACUGUUUAUUUGGUGACCAUGCUGUGAAGCAGUCUCCAAUGUCUCCGAGAACAAAACAGCAACAACAAUUCCGUGAUGAGCUAUUCAAGCCUAGAAGGGUGGGUAAUGUUUCAGUUGCCUAUGAUAACUACAAGGGUGAUUGGUUGAAGCGGCCCAUAUCAGAUGACGAGGUUGCUUGGCUUGCAAAGCUUCUGAUCCAUUUCUCCAUCUGGCUUAAUCAAACUUUAGGGCUAUAUCAAGGAGGAGUUGAUGGUAGUUGUCCUUAUGUGGAAGUACCAACUGACGUAGUAAAUGAGUGGGGUAUGUCUGAUUUUCUUAAAGUGGUGGUGUGUUCCAUAGCAUCUUGGUUUUUGGCUGUGCGUUUGACAAUAUCUAGGUUGAUGAUAAGAUACGGACUGAGAGUGAAUCUGAGGGUCUUUGCCUCUAAGAAGAUUGUAACAGUGGUAUUUGUGUUUGCACUGUUCAGCAUGCUGAGGAGAGCUUUUAGGUCUAUUUGGUAAAUGUGAUUUAGUACAUGAAAGAGUAGAUAAUUUGGAAGUCUGUCUAUGGCAAGAUUUUGGGGCUUAGAACUUUCUCUGUUACUGUAAAUACAACUUGCACACAUGUAAAUCUGGUGAAUGAUACUGGUUUUCUGUCAGUUAAUUACCAUGGAACUGGUUUCGGCUGAUGUCCAUACAGAAAUCUAGAGGACCAGAGGUAUUAUUUUGGAUUGUGAAGGCUUGAAGCUUUGGUCUUUUUUUACUAUUAAAAAAUGCUGAAAUUUUUGGUUCUAGAAGUGAAUUUGAAAGGACUUUCAUGAAUGUCUAAAUGUAGUUCAUGAGGCAAUUGAGGCCUGAUUCUGGCGACCAAGGACAGGUUAAUGGAUAUCAGAAGGCCUGAGUUCCAGUUUAUUUCAUAAGGAAAAAAGUAGGUAGUUUUUAUAUUGCAAAGGUGUGGAACUAUACAAAGGUUGUUUUGUAACAAACCUAUUUUCAGGUUUGUUUUUCUUUCUUUUGAUUUUGGCAAAGUCAACAUGUUCUGCACUUCUCAAGUUCUCAUAGAUGAACGAUGUAUUACAGCUAAUGACCUUAAUACAUCUUACUGCGUAAAUAUGCAUUUAGUGAUGAUACCUUUUCUUUUUGACAAUUAUGUCUUGGUAAUAUACUCGAUUAUGGUUUUCUGAUGAA